Molecule: messenger RNA, 1927 nt
Organism: Enhydra lutris kenyoni (northern sea otter)
Lineage: Eukaryota; Metazoa; Chordata; Mammalia; Carnivora; Mustelidae
Gene: BCAS1
Product: breast carcinoma amplified sequence 1
Exons: 12
Coding region: 197-1927 (576 amino acids)
Biological process (GO): myelination
Source: RefSeq, a predicted model, not a curated record
CCCCAGACCAGUGUUUGCCCUGCUCUGUGUGUUCAGCCAGCAGGCUCCGGAGGAGGAAGCAAAGGGCAGGGAGCCGGGCUCAGCCGCCUGCCUGGCUCUGGGUUGCACCUGCUGGAGACAAGGCACCCCGAGCAGGAGCAGCUCCAGGGGACUCCAGGGGACUGCAGACACUCCCGCCAGGGGCUCGACAGGAACAAUGGGUAACCAAAUGAGUGUCCCGCAAAGAGCUGAAGACCAAGAGAACGAACUGGAGGCAGAAGCUAACAAGGGAGCGCCUGAGUGUGAGUGUGGUCAAAACGGGACGCCGGUGAUGAUAUCGACCUGUGACAUUCCAUUCCAUGGCGAAGUCGACUUGGGAAUAAGUGUCAAGGAGGAUAAUGUGGCCACUUCUUCCCCCAAGACAAUGGAGAUCAGCGCUGUUGCAGAUGCCAACGGAAAGAAUCUUGGGAAAGAGGCCAAACUCGAGGCACCAGCUGCUAAAUCUCGUUUUUUCUUGACACUCUCGCGGCCUGUACCAGGACGUACUGGAGACCAAGCCACGGAUUCAUCCACUGGAUCAGUGAAGCUUGAUGUCAGCUCCAGUAACGCUCCAGGAAACAAAGAACCAAGUGAGAGCGUGGCACUUCCGGUGGCAGCUGCACUGGGGCACGACCCACAUAAAACCCCAGGCCAGAGCCCGGCCGGGGACGGAGGCUUCUCUGCCGCUGGGGGACCGGCGCCUGCCCCACCUGAGUCGGGAGGAGCGGCCCCCUCCAAGCCUAGGGACUCCAGCUUCUUGGACAAACUCUUCAAACUGGACAAGGGACGGGAAAAGGCACCAGCCGACAGCCACCAGGAAGCCAAGGGUGCAGAGUGUCAAGACCAAGCCCAAGAGGUUUCCGGAUUGUCCAGGCCAUCUGAUGAUGUCCCUGCAGAGACGGACAUAGUGGACAGCAAGGGGAUAGAAAGACAACAGGUCCCCACCGUGAGCUGCUCUGUCCCCGGGAACCCGGAAGAACUGGAGACUGCAAAGGAGGACCCCCAGACCACAAAUACAACCGAGAAUAGUAAUUCCAUCAUGAGCUUCCUUAAAACUCUGGUUUCACCUAGCAAAACUGAAACAAAAAAAGAUCUGGAAGACACGGGUGCUGAAAAGUCACCUGCCACUUCAUCUGAUGUCAAGUCAGACAAAGCAAACUUUAUCUCCCAGGAGACCAGAGGGGCAGCUAAGAACCCUCCAUCCACCGAUACUGCAAAAGAAACUGCCAAGGAAAAGGGGGGACCCAGCUCUCUGCCUCUGGGCAAACUAUUCUGGAAAAAGUCAGUUAAAGAGGACUCAGUCCCCGCAGGUGCAGAGGAGAAUGUGGUGUGUGAAUCACCAGUAGAGGUUGUAAAGUCGGAGGAAGUAGACUCAACCUUACAAACGGUGGAUCUCAACGAAGGAGGAGAUGCCACCCCCGAACCCACAGAAGUAAGACUCAAAAGAGAAGAAUGCAAACCACCAAGAACCCUCCUGAUGACGUUUCUCAGACAAAUGUCAGUGAAAGGGGAUGGAGGGAUCACCCACUCAGAAGAAGUAAAUGGGAAGGACUCCAGCUAUCAAACCUCGGACUCACCGGGGAAGGCUGUCACACCCCCGGAGCCGGAGCCGGAGCCGGCGGGAGCAGGCCAGAAGGGCAAAGAGGGUUCCUCCAAGGACAAGAAGGUGGCGGCUGAGGGGAACAAGCAGAAGAGCCACAAGCAGGAAGCCAAAGAACCGGCCCAGUGUGCGGCACCGGCCGCGGGCGAGGCGAACUCGCUGCAGAAUGGGGACAAGCCCCAUAAGAGGCAGGAGAAGCGGCGACAGUCCCUCGGGGGCUUCUUCAAGGGCCUGGGACCAAAGCGGAUGUCGGACGCCCAAGUGCAAACAGACCCCGUAUCCAUCGGACCGGUUGGCAAAUCCAAGUAA